CAGAACCUGACAAACUGGGAUUCGCGGUUGAUUAAAGUUAAAUUGCAUUGCAAUUAAUUGGACAAUGGUUGUGAAGUUUAGUAAGCCCAUUCUUAUUGGAAGUGCAAUAGGAACUAUUGUUGGGGCAUCUAUUUUAAUUAAAGACUAUUGUGCUGGAAAUAAAUAUGAAGAACCCAACCUGAUUGAGAACAAAGUUGUUAUUGUAACUGGAGCGAACACUGGGAUCGGGAAAGAAACUGUUAGGGAAUUAGCCAAGCGUAAAGGGAAAAUAAUAAUGGCUUGUAGGGAUCUCAAACUCUGUGAAAAGGCAAGAGAGGAAAUUGUUUUGGAAACGAACAAUAAAUAUAUAUAUUGCAGAAAAUGUGAUCUUUCUUCUCAAGAGUCGAUUAGAAACUUUGUUGAAAUUUUCAAAAAAGAGGAAAAUAGACUUCAUAUUUUAAUAAAUAAUGCUGGAGUAAUGAGAUGUCCACCACUGAAAACAAAGGAAGGAAUUGAAAUGCAGUUAGGAGUGAAUCACAUGGGGCAUUUUCUGUUAACCAUGUUGCUACUCGAUGUGUUAAAAAAAAGUGCCCCAAGUAGAAUUAUCAACGUAUCAAGUAUCGCUCAUUUUAGGGGCAGAAUCAAUAAAGAAGAUCUUAAUAGUGAAAAGAAUUAUGAUGGAGGAACUGCAUACGCUCAAAGUAAGCUGGCGAAUAUUCUGUUCACAAAUGAACUCGCUAGAAAACUUGAAGGAACAGGCGUAUAUGUUAAUUCUGUUCACCCUGGGAUUGUCGAAACAGAAAUCACUAGGCACAUGAGCUUUUUCAAUUCCACAGUUUCGUCUUUAUUCCUUAAACCAAUUCUGAGGAUAUUUUUGAAAAAUCCUGUACAAGGAGCUCAAACAACUUUGUACGCUGCUCUCUCUCCUGAUUUGGAAGGAGUUACUGGAAAAUACUUUGCGAAUUGUAUGGAAGCCAAAACAAGUCAAGAAGCGCACGACGAACCCCUCGCAAGGUGGCUUUGGGCCGUGAGUGUGAAGUGGACCAAACUUGAUAAUGCCAAAGAAUAUCAGAUAUAAUUGGAGAAAUAUUGAUUUUAAUAGUAUUUUUUAAGUAGUACUGUUAUUUUAUAAGUAAAUUAUUAUUUCUUAAAAUAUAUCUUCCUAGUCAAUAAUAAUAGUUUUUAACAUGAUUAUAAGAAAAAGGCUAUGUGUUUAAAUUUCUUACUUUGAUUUUAGAUGUG
This is a messenger RNA of Nezara viridula (southern green stink bug), 1221 nucleotides long. The record is from the annotation of a GenBank genome assembly. Lineage: Eukaryota; Metazoa; Arthropoda; Insecta; Hemiptera; Pentatomidae.